Candoia aspera is the source of this 1743-nucleotide messenger RNA. Its product is annotated as solute carrier family 2, facilitated glucose transporter member 11-like. Bases 1 to 1563 code for a protein of 520 amino acids. Gene Ontology annotation, cellular component: plasma membrane. Gene Ontology annotation, molecular function: hexose transmembrane transporter activity. NCBI's taxonomy places the organism in Eukaryota, Metazoa, Chordata, Lepidosauria, Squamata, Candoiidae. The transcript is spliced from 12 exons. Gene Ontology annotation, biological process: monosaccharide transmembrane transport. The record is from RefSeq and is a predicted model, not a curated record.
AUGGCCAGGUUUGUGCUGGUGCAAGCCAGGCACCCAUUCCAAGAAAAGGAGCAGGAAAAUGUGGCUGCGGAUUGCCUCCAUGUCAGGAUGGGGAUUCAAUACCGGGGACUAUUCCAAAUGAUCCUCGUGCUAGGAAUAGGGGGCAGCUUCCCCUACGGGUUUCACAUUUCUGUGAUCAACUAUCCUUCCUUGCAUAUUAAGAAAUUCAUUAAUGAGACCUGGCUGGAACGGCAUGGCUCACCACUCCCUCAAGAGAACAUUGUCUUGUUGUGGUCCUGCAUUGUGUCCAGUUACGGGAUUGGAGGACUCUUAGGGAGUGUCUGUUGUGGGUACCUCACCACAAAAUAUAGGAAAAAAAAGUGCCAGAUGUUCGCCAACCUUAUCACGCUGACUGCUGCCCUGCUCAUGGGUUUCAGCAAGAUGGCCAGAUCUUUUGAGAUGAUCCUCCUUGGGCGCCUCCUGUGUGGGGUUGGCAUCGGGUUUUCUUUCAAUAUACAUCCUCAAUACGUGGGAGAGAUUUCACCAAAGAAGUUGCGUGGAUUUACGAAUGCCACUGUUGCUGUUUUUCUGACACUUGGAAAAGUCGCAGGACAAGUUAUCGGCCUUGGGGAAAUUUUGGGCUCAGAGUCCUUAUGGCCCCUGCUGCUGGCUUUCAGUGGACUCACAGUGACAAUCCAGCUGGUGACACUCCCCUGCUUCCCUGACUCCCCACCCUACCUCCUGAUACAGAAGGGCAACGAAGACGCCUUCCAGAAAGCCAUCAGACAGCUCUGGGGUGAAGGUGACCAUCAAGCUGAGAUUGAUGACAUCAAGAGGGAAAAGGCAGCCAUGUCUUGCACGAAAAGUCUCCGAGUCCUGGAGGUGUUGAGGGCCCAGUCGCUGCGCGGGCAGCUGUAUGUGAUGAUCACCGUCAUGACCACUCUGCAGCUGUGCGGCAUCAACGCAAUCUACUUCUACUCAUCUGAAGUUUUCCGCACAGCCCAGUUUGAAGAAACCCUCAUUCCGUAUGUUGCGCUGGGUAUUGGCAUCUCUGAGUGCCUCUCAUCCAUCCUGUGUAGUUCUCUGAUUGAGCGUUUUGGGCGGAAACUUCUGCUCUGGGGAGGAUAUGCUGUGAUGGUGCUGGUGCUGGCUGCGCUCACAGUAACCCUCUCACUCCAACAUCGCUUCUUUUGGAUGCACUACUUGAGUGUCAUUUUCAUCUUCCUCUUUGUAAUCUUCUACGGAAUUGGACCUUCUGGUGCCACAAUAUCAGUUAUGGUUGAAAUCUUCAAUCAGACAUACCGUCCAUCUGCCUUUGUGAUUGUGGGAUUUAUCAACUGGAUGGGACUCUUUCUGCUUGGGAUGAUCUUCCCGUUCGCUGUGGAAUAUCUUGGUCCCUUCUGCUUCCUGAUUUUUAUGGGUAUCCUGGCUGUUUCAAGUGUAAUCAUCUACUUAUAUGUUCCAGAAACAAAGGGAAAAUCCAUUCUCGAAAUUACAGCAGAGUUUAAUAAGCUAAAUUAUGGAAAGAAACAAGUUUUUCUCAAUAAUUUUCCAAAGGAAACUGUACUUUGUACGAAACUUUGAACUGCAAAAUUUCCAUAUCUCAAGAACUGCAGGGCACAUAAAAUUGUAAACCAAACCAUUUACAACACUGAAGCACUUGUUCUGCAAUUUUGCAUAGCUUCACAAAGAGCAAAACCCACCUGUUUGCAUUUGAUGAAGAACGUCUGAUAGGCUUUGGAGCACAGAGUGCAGUACGGCACA